UUUCUUUAAUUUUUCAGUUUUCAUCAUAUUUUUAAUUUAAGCCAUCAUGUAUGGUCAAAAUGUUCGAAACGUUUCUUACUAUCCACCAUAUGGUUAUAAUGGAUAUAAGCAAAGCGGCGAACGUAUGUGGCGUAUGUCCCAUUCUCUACCCUCUGGAAUGUCACGUUAUGCGUUUUCACCACAGGACACAGAUUUUACGUCGUCGUAUCCAGGUCCCUCAGCGAUGAAUCCACGUGGCCGUGGCGGCUAUAAUGAUUUUUCAGGUGGCGGCAGUGCAAUGGGCUCCAUGUGCAACAUGGCGCCGGCGCAAAGUACAAACUCGCUGAACAGCGGUGGUGAUGGUGGCGGCGGCGAUACUCAGGCCGUAAAUGGAACCAAUCUAAUUGUCAACUAUUUGCCUCAAGAUAUGACAGAUCGUGAGUUAUAUGCUCUGUUUAGAACGUGUGGUCCCAUAAAUACUUGUCGAAUUAUGAAAGAUUAUAAGACUGGCUACAGUUUUGGUUAUGCUUUUGUUGAUUUUGCCUCCGAAAUUGAUGCCCAAAAUGCCAUUAAAACCGUAAAUGGCAUUACAGUAAGGAAUAAACGUUUAAAGGUUUCAUAUGCCCGACCUGGCGGAGAAUCAAUUAAGGAUACCAAUUUAUAUGUCACCAAUUUGCCACGUACAAUCACCGAUGAUGAAUUGGAAAAGAUCUUUGGCAAAUACGGAAACAUUGUACAAAAGAACAUUCUCAGAGACAAGCUCACUGGUAGACCGAGGGGUGUAGCAUUUGUAAGAUUCAAUAAACGCGAAGAAGCCCAAGAGGCCAUAUCAGCCUUAAACAAUGUUAUACCAGAAGGUGCCUCCCAGCCUCUAACUGUGCGCCUAGCCGAGGAACAUGGAAAAAUGAAGGCCCACCAUUUUAUGAACCAACUGGGUAUGGGUCCACCAGCGGCCCCGAUUCCAGCGGCUGGUCCUGGGUACAACAAUAUGGUGCAUAGAGCGUACAACUAUUCUGGCCUUCUGGAUGGCUUUUAUCGCAACAAAUCGUAUCACUAUCCCUACUUAUAAUUCAGCCAUACAUUAGUGUAAAUAAUUAUUUAAUAAUAAAUUAGCAACAACAAAGGCAAACUCAAUAGUAUUACGAUA
Molecule: messenger RNA, 1126 nt
Organism: Musca vetustissima
Lineage: Eukaryota; Metazoa; Arthropoda; Insecta; Diptera; Muscidae
Product: sex-lethal homolog
Exons: 7
Coding region: 47-1048 (333 amino acids)
Biological process (GO): sex determination; positive regulation of mRNA splicing, via spliceosome; alternative mRNA splicing, via spliceosome
Cellular component (GO): spliceosomal complex; cytosol
Molecular function (GO): mRNA binding
Source: RefSeq, a predicted model, not a curated record